UUACAUGACGUAUCAGCGGUUCCCGCUCUGAUUCAAAAACUUUAGCGGCAGUUCUGGCGAAGAGUUGAGCUUUUUACCUGUUUGAAGACAAGGAUAAGGCUUUAUAUUGCCCUUUUCAGCAUUUAAGUGUUUAUCGGCUGGUUAUUUUGAAGUUUUUUUCGGAAGUAAUGCAACGGGAAAGGCAAGAAGAAACUGAACAUGACGACGUCAUGGAAGAAAACGCGGGACCUUUGCUUAUCAACAAACUCGAGGAGCAUGGAAUUAGUGCCAAUGAUGUAAAAAAGCUGCAAGAAGCUGGAUAUCACACCAUUGAAGCAGUGGCCUACACACCGAAAAAAGCUCUACUUGGUAUUAAAGGAAUCAGUGAGGCUAAAGCUGACAAACUUCUCAAUGAAGCCUCUAAGCUGGUGCCAAUGGGAUUCACUACUGCCACAGAAUUUCACCAGAGAAGAUCAGAAUUAGUGAUGAUUACUACAGGGUCAAAAGAGUUAGACAAACUUAUGCAAGGUGGUAUUGAAACUGGAAGCAUCACAGAAAUGUUUGGGGAGUUCCGUACUGGAAAAACACAACUGUGUCACACAAUGGCCGUAACAUGUCAGCUUCCCAUCGACCAUGGUGGGGCAGAAGGAAAAUGUCUCUACAUUGAUACAGAGGGCACAUUUCGACCUGAAAGACUGGUAGCUGUUGCUGAAAGAUAUGGGCUUUCGGGACAAAGUGUGCUUGAUAAUGUGGCCUAUGCGAGAGCCUACAAUUCAGACCAUCAGUCUCAGCUUCUGAUACAUGCAUCUGCUAUGAUGUCUGAAUCAAGAUAUGCUCUUAUGAUUGUUGACAGUGCAACAGCUUUGUAUCGUACAGACUACUCUGGUCGUGGAGAACUGUCUGCCCGGCAGAUGCACCUGGCAAGAUUCCUUAGAACACUACUAAAACUUGCAGAUGAGUUUGGUAUAGCUGUUGUUAUCACAAACCAAGUUGUAGCACAGGUGGAUGGUGCUUCUAUGUUCCAAGCAGAUCCCAAAAAGCCAAUAGGUGGAAACAUCAUGGCACAUGCAUCAACAACAAGAUUGUACCUCAGGAAGGGAAGAGGGGAGACAAGAAUAUGUAAGAUAUAUGACUCGCCAUGUUUGCCUGAGGCUGAAGCCAUGUUUGCUAUCAAUGCAGAUGGUAUUGGAGAUGCUAAGGACUAAAAACUGGAAAGGCAAAAUUUUUUGGAUAUGGUGUAAACAGGAUUAAAAGUCUCAGAUGAGCGCAUCUCUAUUUUAGCAUCUAGUACCACUAGAUGAUUUAAACAUGUGAUGUUCCAUAAGGACUUAGCUAAUACCAUCAUAGGGUGCUGGCAGGCCCUCAUUAUCAUCCCUUCUGGACAAGUGUGACUCAUCUUAAAUCUUCCUGUGGGCAGAGAAACACAAAUUUUAAACACAUUUCACAAUGAGGGGCUGCUUGCAAACUACUGGGCUGCCAUCUUGAAGUCAUCAUGGAGAAGCCAACUUUGUUUUGCUAAAAUAAGAUUCAUAAACAACAAUCAUACAAUCCUGAAUAGUAUUUGUUUUAUUUCUUUGCUAUUUUAUUUAUUCAACUUUUGAAAUUCUUGUCUUAAACAUUAAUGUGAAAAUUAAAUAUUGUAUCCUUGAUACUGGCACCAGAUGUUCUAAUCUGGUGAUAACUCUGCUGUAAAUAAUAAAAAUCAUACCACUGCUGAUUUGACAAAAAAGAAAAUCAUUGGCUAAAGUCACUCUCAACAUCUAGAAUUUAGAAAUGAGCAUCACAUGUAUUUCAGUUAUAUACACUUUUUUACUGCAAGUUCUAGAAAACCAUGAACACUAUAAAUAUUUCUGUUUGUUAAUGCACAGUGACAAACAAGUCCAAAGAUGUGAGGGGGACAAGAAUAAACAGUACACAGGAGUAGUAAUGGCAUGUAGAUACUAAUUUGUCUCUCUGUUGUCUGCUUGUGAGUUACAAUCACCAAGUUGACUGUUGCUCCUCAUUAUAUACCAAACAUUCCCUUAGCAUUUUAGAGGUUCAUGGUUUUCUGACUUUUCCAGAUAAUG
Molecule: messenger RNA, 2045 nt
Organism: Pocillopora verrucosa
Lineage: Eukaryota; Metazoa; Cnidaria; Anthozoa; Scleractinia; Pocilloporidae
Product: DNA repair protein RAD51 homolog A-like
Biological process (GO): double-strand break repair via homologous recombination; mitotic recombination-dependent replication fork processing; DNA strand invasion
Cellular component (GO): condensed nuclear chromosome; nucleus
Molecular function (GO): ATP hydrolysis activity; double-stranded DNA binding; DNA strand exchange activity
Source: RefSeq, a predicted model, not a curated record